Betta splendens (Siamese fighting fish) is the source of this 3125-nucleotide messenger RNA. It is a transcript of the gene mark1, whose product is annotated as MAP/microtubule affinity-regulating kinase 1. The coding region runs from base 579 to 2846 and encodes 755 amino acids. Gene Ontology annotation, molecular function: ATP binding; tau-protein kinase activity; protein serine/threonine kinase activity. Gene Ontology annotation, cellular component: cytoplasm. The transcript has 17 exons. The record is from RefSeq and is a predicted model, not a curated record. NCBI's taxonomy places the organism in Eukaryota, Metazoa, Chordata, Actinopteri, Anabantiformes, Osphronemidae. Gene Ontology annotation, biological process: microtubule cytoskeleton organization; protein phosphorylation; intracellular signal transduction.
GAUGCAGGGGAACGUCCAGAGAUGCGGCACGCGUAAAGUGCGCCAUUGUUUCCUACCGGCAAAUCUCACUGGGCCGGUUCUGAAGUGACGUAGGUCAAACGUGGACUUGGUACCAAUGGAUCAGGUCUAAUACCUGAACUUUAUGGUGACCUGCCGAACUUCUGCUGACGUCAUUCUUUUAGUGUAGUUUUCAGAGUUAAUCAGUCGCCAUUUGACUUUAAUCCAACCCACCGCGUACGGGAGGAUGCGGGGAGCUUUCAGGAUGAUGAUGAUGAUGAUGAUGAAGGCGAGGAUGACGCGGAGGAGGAGCUCUGACGUCACACUGCCUCCUGUUGUCUGGGAGCUCUGCAGCGCUGCCGUUGGAUCCGGGCUGUGCUCUUCCUCCUCCUCCUCUUCCUCUUUGUCUCCACGCCGCACUCCCUCCCGCACCGACGCAAACACCGGGCUUUCCUGCCGCCGCCGCCCCGUCCUCCCCUCCCACCGGCCGCCGGAGGUUCCCGGCGAGAGCCCGCUGCUGCGGCUCCGCUGUCGGCGAAGGAGAUGCGAGUCCCGGACUGAGCAGAGCGGAGAGCAGGGCGAUGUCCGGCAGGAUGCCUCUGACCCCGGUCAGCGAGUCGGAGCAGGCGCCGUCGAAGCCUUCCAACGGCCUGCCUGAGGCUCCGCCCGAGGCCCCACCCAACAAAGCGCCCGGCCGCCACAGUCUACCACCGUGCCGCAGCUCUGUGACGCCAGACGACCAGCCACACGUUGGCAACUACCGCCUGCUGAAGACCAUCGGCAAAGGCAACUUUGCUAAAGUGAAACUGGCCAGACACACACUGACCGGCCGCCAGGUCGCCGUCAAGAUCAUCGACAAGACUCAGCUGAACCCCACCAGCCUGCAGAAGCUCUUCAGGGAGGUCAGAGUGAUGAAGACGCUGAAGCACCCAAACAUCGUGAAGCUGUUUGAGGUGAUUGAGACCGACAGAACUCUGUACCUGGUGAUGGAGUUCGCCAGCGGAGGUGAGGUCUUCGAUUACCUGGUUGCUCACGGGAGGAUGAAGGAGAAGGAGGCCAGAGCCAAGUUCCGGCAGAUUGUGUCAGCGGUGGAAUAUUGUCACCAGAAGAGGAUCGUACACCGAGACCUGAAGGCAGAGAACCUCCUGCUAGACGCCGACAUGAACAUCAAGAUCGCAGACUUCGGCUUCAGUAACGAGUUCACGCUGGGCAGCAAGCUGGACACGUUCUGUGGCUCUCCUCCGUACGCUGCUCCUGAACUCUUCCAGGGGAAGAAAUAUGACGGACCGGAGGUGGACGUCUGGAGUCUGGGAGUGAUUCUCUACACCCUGGUCAGCGGCGCGCUGCCCUUUGAUGGACAGAACCUCAAGGAGCUGAGGGAGCGCGUUCUCCGAGGGAAGUAUCGGAUCCCCUUCUACAUGUCGAGCGACUGUGAAAUCCUGCUGAAGAAGCUGCUGGUUCUGAACCCGGGCAAGCGAAGCAGCCUGCAGCAAGUCAUGAAGGAUCGAUGGAUGAACGCCGGCUGCAACGGAGAGGAGCUGAAGCCGUUCUCAGAGCCGGAGCCGGACCUCAGUGACCUUAAACGCAUGGAGCUGAUGAAGACGAUGGGCUUCUCUCAGGAGGAGGUGAUGAAGGCGCUGAACGCUCAGAAGUACAACGAGGUCAUGGCCACGUACCUGCUGCUGGGGAGAAAGCCUGCAGAGUUUGAAGUGGGUGAGUCUGUGUCCAACACCAGCCUGGUUCAAAGGUCGCGACCCUGCAGUGACCUCAAUGGCUCCAGUCAGUCUCCCGCCCACUCGUGCGCUGUGUCAGCCAAUCAGAAGCAGCGCCGGUUCAGCGACUAUGUGGCGCCCUCCAUCCCUCCGCCCGUCUGCUGCACCAAGCGCUCGCACGCCAGCAGCGUGGAGAGUGAGAGCGGAGCGGAGCCGGCGUCGCCCGCGGGAGCUCCGGAUCGCAGGAAGUCGGCCACAGCUUCCGGGGUAACACCCAGGUCAAAGGUCGGUUGCGCCCCCGGCGGUGCAGCCAGUGGUGAGUUUAACAGCCUGCGUGUGUUGCAGAGCAUCACUCGGAGGAACACGUACGUCUACGAGAGGGCGAGCGCUGCUGCCGACGGGAAGGACAGCAGUCUAGCAGAGGUCCCGGCAGCCUCCCCCUCCUCCUCCGCCCGCCCCCGUCACGUCAAAUCCAUGUCGGCGUCGGGACACCCCCUGAAGUCCAGCCUGCCCCCGAUCGACGACGACGCAGAGUAUCAGAGCCCCCCCCAGCAGCCGCCGGCAUCCCCCUCCGCCUUCAGCACCAGCAGCAGCACCACGCCGGACCGGGCCCGCUUCCCCCGCGGCUCCUCCAGCCGCUCCACCUUUCAUGGCGCUCAGCUUCGAGAUCGGAAACCCGCCACGUACAACGGGCCACCGACCUCGCCCACCCAGUCGCCCGGCGCCGCAACCGGGCCGCGCCGUGGAGCCUCCGGUUCCCUCCUCGGGAAGCUCACCUCCAGGUUUGGACGCAGGAGUCUGUCGGGUGAAACCAAGGACGAGGGCCAGGACUCCAAGCCGCGCUCCCUGCGCUUCACCUGGAGCAUGAAGACCACCUCCUCCUUGGAGCCCAGAGACAUGAUGAAGGAGAUCCGCAGGGUUCUGGACGCCAACAACUGUGACUACGAGCAGCGCGAGCGCUACCUGCUGCUCUGCGUGCACGGCGACGCGCGGCAGGACGCGUUGGUCCAGUGGGAGAUCGAGGUCUGUAAACUGCCCCGGCUGUCGCUCAACGGCGUGCGCUUCAAGCGGAUCUCUGGCACGUCCAUUGCCUUCAAAAACAUCGCCUCCAAAGUGUCCAACGAGCUCCAUCUGUGACCGUCACCACGAGUGAGGCCGUUGCUGCUGACCAACACCUUCGUCCUGAAGCUGAAACAGAGCACGAGUGGGUGUCAGCACAACGUCAUGCUGAGGCCUCCGAGCCUGAACUGGAGCCCUGGGUCCAGUCAUGGCUUUGGGGCCGAUACGCUGCUGCUGGUUUGGAGACUAUUUAUUCAGCAGCAGUCACAGCCUGGUGACCUUUGACCCCCUGAAGCCACGUAGCUGCUGCUGUAACUGUUGCAAUAACAACAAUGUUCAAAUAGAAGCGUCUCAACA